Messenger RNA from Acanthosepion pharaonis, 615 nucleotides. The record is from the annotation of a GenBank genome assembly. Lineage: Eukaryota; Metazoa; Mollusca; Cephalopoda; Sepiida; Sepiidae.
AUGUCUCUUGAAUUAGUUCUUCAUCUCCCUCUCUCUCUCUCUCUCUCUCUUUCUCUCUCUCUCACACACACACUUUCUCUUACACUAUCAAUCAAUAGUUUUCUUUCUCACUCUUUUUUAAUCAAAAAUACUGCAGCUCUAUGUCACUGUCAGGCUUUCUUUCUUUUACACUGUCGUGCUACGUGUCUAUAUUUCAAACGCAUUUUUCUCUUUCGAACCUUCUUUAUUUCUUUCUCUUGUUUUCUUUCUCUUAGACUAGACUUGUAUUUUUACCUACCUCUCUCUUUCUUAUUUUCUUUAUCUCUUUUACUUAAUCUAUUCGGUUAUCAGUUUGUAUCUUUCUUUCUCUAUCUCUUUCUUCUCCUUUACCCCAUUCUAUUAUCUAUUGCCCUCAUUCUUUUUUCUCUCUUCCUACAACCUUUAAUUUCUCUCUCUACCUCUCUCUCUCUUUCUCUCCGUCUUUCGCUUCUUCUAUUGAACUAUAUUUCUGUAUCUGUCUGUCUCUCUUUACUCAUACGCCAACAUUCUAUAUUUCUCAUUCUCUUUUCCUUUUACUCCUUUAUUUUUCUCACCCUCCCCUACUCCUUGUGUAUCUCUCUCUCUCUCUCUCUUUGA